Nothoprocta perdicaria is the source of this 501-nucleotide messenger RNA. It is a transcript of the gene CD164L2, whose product is annotated as CD164 molecule like 2. The transcript has 6 exons. The coding region runs from base 1 to 486 and encodes 161 amino acids. Gene Ontology annotation, cellular component: cytoplasmic vesicle. NCBI's taxonomy places the organism in Eukaryota, Metazoa, Chordata, Aves, Tinamiformes, Tinamidae. The record is from RefSeq and is a predicted model, not a curated record.
AUGCAGUGCGCAGGCAGUGUGCAUGCAGUGCGCACGCAGCACGCAUGCAACGCGCAGACGCAAAGAGGCUGCCGGGAGCUGGGAUCCUGCGAGAAAUGUCUGCAGGGCACUGCCUCCCACAACGGCUCGGGCUGCGUGUGGAUGGGCUGUGGGGCGCCCGAGCGGCCGGGGCCAGGCCGCUGCGUGCCCAGCGAGGAGGCGGCGCGGGGAGCGUGCGCGCUCUACAACAGCUCCGCGCGGUGCCCAGUGCUGCGAUCGCCCACCGAGGAGCCGCCGCGGCCACCUAGCAAAGAGCCGGUGACACAUUCCGCACGGACCACCACGAGGAGCGCCCCGCUGACGGGCAGCCCCGAGCUGCCCCCGCCGGGCUUCGACACGGCCAGCUUCGUCGGUGGCAUCGUGCUGGUGCUCAGCGUCCAGGCCGUCGUCUUCUUCAUCAUCAAGUUCAUCAAGUCCAAGGACAGCACCUACCAAACGCUGAUCUGAGGCUGGUGCCCGCCU